CCCAUCCCAUCCAUAGCGGAGCUGAUCUGAGGAGCGAGAGGCCGGGAUCGAUCGCAGUCGCUCGGUAUGCCGGUGGCUCCCGGCGUUUCAUUCUGAUCGAUCCGCCCGCCAGCGAACGAUGCAUGGGCAACUCCUGCCGCGGCUCCUCCUCCUCCUCGCCCACCGACUACUACUGCUGCGGCUACGGCGGGCACCACAACAGCGCCCUGUCGUCCUCCCUCUCCGCCUGCAGCAGCUCUACUACUACUAGCAGCAGCGACCUCCUCCUCCUCCUCCGCAACCACCAGCACCGGCAGUACCGGCGGCGGCGGCGGCACCGCACCUGCAGCAGCACAAGCACCACAAGCGCCAUGCGCGGCGGUGGGCACCAGCAGCACCUCUCGUCCCCGACCGCGGUGCUGGGGCACGUCACCCCUGCGCUUCGCGACCUCUACGCCGUGGGGCGCAAGCUCGGGCAGGGUCAGUUCGGCACGACGUACCUGUGCACGGAGGUCUCGACGGGCGCGGCCUUCGCGUGCAAGUCGAUCGCGAAGCGCAAGCUGCUGACGCCCGAGGACGUGGACGACGUGCGGCGCGAGAUCCAGAUCAUGCACCACCUUGCGGGUCACGGCAGCGUGGUGACCAUCAAGGGCGCGUACGAGGACCCGCUGUACGUGCACAUCGUGAUGGAGCUGUGCGAGGGCGGCGAGCUCUUCGACCGCAUCGUGGACCGUGGCUACUUCUCGGAGCGCAAGGCCGCCGAGAUCGCGCGCGUCAUCGUGGGCGUGGUGGAGGCGUGCCACUCGCUGGGCGUGAUGCACCGGGACCUCAAGCCCGAGAAUUUCUUGCUCAAGGACAGCAGGGACAGGCGGGGUCGACACGACGACGACGACGACGACGACGAGGCGCCGCCGGCGUCUCUCAAGGCCAUCGACUUCGGCCUCUCCGUCUUCUUCAAGCCCGGCCAGGUGUUCACCGACGUGGUGGGGUCCCCCUACUACGUGGCGCCGGAGGUUCUGUGCAAGCACUACGGUCCCGAGGCGGACGUGUGGACGGCGGGGGUCAUCAUCUACAUCCUCCUCAGCGGGGUGCCGCCCUUCUGGGCCGAGACGCAGCAGGGCAUCUUCGACGCCGUGCUCAAGGGCGCCAUCGACUUCGACUCCGAGCCCUGGCCCACCAUCUCCGACAGCGCCAAGGACCUCAUCCGCCGGAUGCUGCGCUCGCCGCCGGCCGACAGGAUGACCGCGCACCAGGUGCUGUGCCACCCCUGGAUCUGCGAGAACGGCGUGGCCCCGGACAGGGCGCUCGACCCCGCCGUGCUCACGCGCCUCAAGCAGUUCUCCGCCAUGAACAGGCUCAAGAAGAUGGCGCUGCGGGUCAUCGCGCAGAACCUGUCGGAGGAGGAGCUGGCGGGGCUCAAGGAGAUGUUCAAGGCCAUGGACACGGACGGCAGCGGCGCCAUCACCUUCGACGAGCUCAAGGAAGGGCUCACCAGGUACGGCUCCAACCUCAGGGAGAGCGAGAUCAGGGACCUCAUGGACGCCGCCGACGUCGACAACAGCGGCACCAUCGACUACGACGAGUUCAUCGCAGCCACCGUGCACAUGAGUAAGCUGGAGCGCGAGGAGCACCUGCUCGCAGCUUUCGCCUACUUCGACAAGGACGGCAGCGGCUACAUCACCGUCGACGAGCUGGAGCAGGCGUGCAGGGACCACAACAUGGUCGACGUCGGUCUCGACGACAUCAUCACAGAGGUGGACCAGGACAAUGAUGGCCGCAUCGACUAUGGCGAGUUCGUGGCUAUGAUGAAGAAGGGCAUCAUCGGCCACGGCAGGCUCACCAUGAGGCACAACUCCGACGGCAGCGUCCUCCAUGGCGCCGGCUAGCUGCUGCUGCUGCGUACCUCGGCCCGCCUGCGUGCAUCCUUAAUUCAUCUGCAGCCUCAAUUGUGCCUGCUGCUCAUCAUAUCCAUCCACCCUUGAAUCCUUGCUGCAUCUUCUUCACCUUCAAAAUUAAUUCUACAGAUUUAACAACGAACUAACGAAAAUCCGAGAUGGACUCUUUUCGUUUUCAUUUUUCUGUUUUGACGGAUUCAAGUUAGCAAAGAGAAACUAAUUGAUUUACACAAUAUAUAUAUACUUACAUCAUCCAUGCAUGGUUACUUUUCUUCUCCAAUGUAUGUAAGAAAGGUCAUUAUUCAUCAUCCUAUAUAUUGUACACUAUAAAUUUUUAAUCCUCGCUCAUCGGAUUCAGUUGAUAUGUACAUUACUGCCAAAUAAAUUUGUACCUAUAUGUGCGUGACA
Molecule: messenger RNA, 2282 nt
Organism: Sorghum bicolor (sorghum)
Lineage: Eukaryota; Viridiplantae; Streptophyta; Magnoliopsida; Poales; Poaceae
Product: calcium-dependent protein kinase 6
Exons: 2
Coding region: 123-1865 (580 amino acids)
Biological process (GO): intracellular signal transduction; peptidyl-serine phosphorylation; protein autophosphorylation
Cellular component (GO): cytoplasm; nucleus
Molecular function (GO): calmodulin binding; ATP binding; calcium-dependent protein serine/threonine kinase activity
Source: RefSeq, a predicted model, not a curated record